AUGGAAAGAGAUUUGUCUGAUUUGUACGAGAAAUUGAGGCUUACAGUGGAUGAACAACAAGAGGUGGAAGUUGGAAAGGAGGAAGUUCUCUUAUCUGUAGAGAAAAGCAAGAAAUGCAUAGCUUUUUGUGUGAUCUCAGAUCGCGAGGCGAAUAAGGGUGCCUUGAAGAGCACAAUGGUGAAAGUUUGGCAAGUGGAAGGGAAAGCAGUCAUCAAAGACGUGGGAUUCAAUAAAUUCAUGAUUGAACUGAAGAGGAUAGAAGAUAAGGAGAGGAUAAUGAUGGGCAGACCAUGGUCAUUCGACAAACAAUUACUAUGUUUACAAGACUAUGAAAAUGUUGUGUCAAUUAAAGAAGUUCCGUUUAAAGAAGAAGCCUUCUGGAUUCAAUGCCAUGAAAUACCUUUUGCCGGGAUGAACAAGAAAACGGGAAACGACAUUGGCUCGCGUUUGGGAAAGGUAAUCAACGUCGAUACGGAUUUCAGUGGGAUCUGUCUGGGUGAGUUCCUGCGGAUUAAGUGUGAAAAGAAGGAACAAGGCUCAGCUACCGGUGAUGGAUUGGAGCAGCAAUAUGGUGCGUGGCUACGGGCAAGUGGAAAGAGAUCAGAUACGAAUAGCAUACUAGCAGGGAGAGCCCAUGUUCAGGUGAACAAACCGGAGCUCAAUCUCAGGGAAACUCCGACCAUACUGGGAGAAAAUCAGAACAGAAAGGAAAAAAAUCUGCAAUUGGCGGAAAACCUGGAAUUAGCUAUGGUCUCAAUGCCAAAUUUCACGGAGAAUAUCCCGGGAUUUCAGGCAAGUGAAAUGACACAGAAUCAGGUGCAGAUCUCGACGAUUUCAGCGGGGAGAGAAGUGGAAAUUGGCCCCAUAAUUAAGGAAAAUAUUGGAGGAAUGACAGAAUCAGGGCCAAGUGAGUUUUCUGCCUUAUCCCCACAAAAGCCCAAUCAAAACCAGGCCCAGCUUGAAAACCAUCUGAACCCACAGACUUUGAUUUCCAAAAAGGGCUCGGCCAGUGGUAAAACCUGGAGAAAAAGAGCUAGAGAAGGCCCAACUUCAACAUCUUCUAAAGCUGCUAGUUCUGAAGGAUAUAAAGAGGAUAAUAAAACCCAAAAAAAGAAGGAAACGGGGGACUCAGAGGAAACUCAGUUGAAAAGGAGGAGAAGUUCGAACGAUGAAGAUACAGAUUCGUCUAUGGCAGAGGCUGCGGAGCAGCCCUGCCUUUUACCAUGA
This is a messenger RNA of Fraxinus pennsylvanica, 1227 nucleotides long. NCBI's taxonomy places the organism in Eukaryota, Viridiplantae, Streptophyta, Magnoliopsida, Lamiales, Oleaceae. The record is from the annotation of a GenBank genome assembly.